Molecule: messenger RNA, 546 nt
Organism: Tripterygium wilfordii
Lineage: Eukaryota; Viridiplantae; Streptophyta; Magnoliopsida; Celastrales; Celastraceae
Exons: 4
Coding region: 1-546 (181 amino acids)
Source: RefSeq, a predicted model, not a curated record
AUGGGAAUACAAAGAGAUGCGAGGCAUUUCCAAGGAGUUGGUAGAACAUCGGUUGCCAAUCAAAUAAAGCUCAAGCUUCACAAGCAACCUUCUAGAAGGAUGUCAAAUGAAGUGGCCUUAGUGGUAAAAGAUGAGCUGGAUAGGCUUCUCAAAAUUUUCAUAGCAGCAGAAGAUACACCCAAAACUACAUUCCUAUGUCCAUGCACCCUUGGAGCUUUUGAAUGUGUGGUAAUACCAUUUGGCCUAAAGAACGUAGGAGUUAAAUAUCAAAAAGCCAUGAAUUCAAUCUUCCAAGACAUGUUGGGUCGUACCAUGGAAAUUUAUAUUAGGGAUACGGUGACCCCGAUUGAAGCAAGAAAUUUGUUAGGAUUUUUGAUUCAUCAGCGAGGCAUUGAGGCGGUGAAGGGGCAUGCGCUUGCAGACUUUCUUGCUAAUUAUCCUUGCCUAACUAUUGAAGAAAUAAAGUCUGCAGAGCUAAGGACAUUCUUUAUGUCCUAUACUCCUUGGACGCUUCUGUUUUAUGGUUUCAUAACAAACUUCAUUUAA